CCAAAAAUAUAUUAAAAUAACAAUUUACAAAACAGUAACUUUAUUCUGAAGGUUAUUCAGCAUUUGAAAACAAAUUUGUGGUUCAGAUCUGGACUUUAGGCCACUAUUUUAUGUUCUGAUCUGAUUUUGAAAAUUGUAUCUGAAAUGCAAAAAGUCAAUUUAACUGUUGGUGCUUUUUCGGUAAGAAAUUUAACUGUUGCAUCUUUGAUUUAAUAAUAUAAGCUGUUUGAUAUUGAAGGUGCCAUUUGCUCGAGAUUUUAUGGAAAAAGAUACUGAAAUUGUUACUAGAUUGAAGUCUCUUAAAAGAGCUUCAGCAAUUCUAUUGGAUUAUGGUCCUUUCAAUCUGAAAUUCAUUUUACCCGAGGAAGGACAAUUGGGUUUACUAACAGAAACUGGUUAUCAUGAUGGAGUUUUGGGUUUAAUGCAAGAAGGGAAGGUUAAUUUGUGCUUUUUGCCAAUGCCGCUGGAUACCCAAAAGGUUCCUGGUUAUUUCAGUUCUGUUGUAUCAGAAGAAAACUUCAAUAUAUUUAGUACACGAAACCUGAAUCUUGACAAUUCAGCAGUUGUUUCAAGUCUAACAUCAGUCGAAGCAAGUCCUUUAUUAUUUGCUAUUCUGGCCAUAUUCAUAUUGGAAUUGAUUGCUGUUAAAAUUUUCAACAUUGAAGCAUUGUUAACAGCCAUCUUUAGAUCCUUCGGUAUCUCAUUUUACCAAGAUUUAUCUCACCGUUUCCCAUGGCUUUGCUUGAUUCAAAUGCUUAUCCUAAUGUUUCCCGUGUUCAUCAUCAAUUCUGCAUUCAGUACACAAACUAUUGUUGGAACUGCGGAUUACAAGAUUGAUACAUUAAAAGAUGUUAUUGAACAGGGAAAGAUACCAUUUUUCAUCGAAGGUAUCUCAAUGUACGACUUCUUCAAAGGCAAAGUUAAUAAAGAUUAUGCCGAUGUUUAUGAACGGGCCGUUGCCAAUGGAUUGGAUGAACCAUUUCGAUUAGGACCUGUUCCUGUAUUUGAAAAGAGCGAAUUGAUGGUCACUUUCCUAUCAAGUGUUGGCAGAAAACUAGCUCCAUUAAUGAGUUCAGUAUCUACAUAUUGCAAAAUUAACCAAGAGCAUUACUUCUCGGUACAGCCUUUUCAUAGAUCAUUACAAGCUAUGCUUUUCAGCCAUAAUACUUCCGAAUCCACCAGAAAAAGGUUCGAUACUCUAUCUCGCCGGUUGAUUCAAAGUGGGAUUUUUACGAAAAUGAGAGAAGAUUCUUACGUUGAGUCUAUACUCUCCUUUUAUCCUACAACCUUAUACCACUUUCACAAGUCUGAAGCUCCUCUUAAAGGCGAUGAUCUCAAUUGGCAGUCAUUAGACUACAAUAAAUUCUAUCAAAUAUUCUUUAUUUAUAUAAUUAUAGUGAUUAUGAUAUUAACUGUUCAGCUGAUUGAGCUCAGCAUUGCGUUGUAUUACACUUAUAAAUGAAUAAAACUUAUUAAAUCUUGCAUACAAGAGACAUUCAGGUAAACACAA
Messenger RNA from Tetranychus urticae (two-spotted spider mite), 1510 nucleotides. RefSeq lists its product as uncharacterized. NCBI's taxonomy places the organism in Eukaryota, Metazoa, Arthropoda, Arachnida, Trombidiformes, Tetranychidae. The record is from RefSeq and is a predicted model, not a curated record.